This is a messenger RNA of Astrephomene gubernaculifera, 2399 nucleotides long. Lineage: Eukaryota; Viridiplantae; Chlorophyta; Chlorophyceae; Chlamydomonadales; Astrephomenaceae. The record is from the annotation of a GenBank genome assembly.
GUGAUUAUUCGCCUUUCGCCGCCCAUCUUUCAAAUGCGCCCAGUACCCUGGUCCUCCUGGCUGAGCUCCAUCCUGGUACAUCAAUAAAUCCUUGAAAGGACUGCGUUGCAUGUUACCCACGUUUAUAUGUUGUGACACGUUAGCGACAAGCAGCAAAGCGAGCAACUGUACUGUAAUAAAGGGAGGGGCCAUGUCAUCGCGGCUGCAGGGCUUAGAGACCUCAAAUAAUGACUCAACUCUUGCACACUAUGCUGAGGUCCUCAAAAGUCUUGGAGCUCCGCCUAUCGAAGUGCAACUUGACGUCGAUGGAAAGGGGAAAGGCCUUGUUGCAACACGCGAUAUAAGCGAGGGGGAGACCGUGUUCACGGAGCGCCCCCUGGUCAGCCUUCAGCACACCGAGAACAAAGCUCAGCUUGUCUGCCAUCUCUGCUUACGCUUCAUCGGCACCGUUGAGCGCCAAAUUGGGCACAAGUUAAGCUGCCUGGUGGACGACUGCAAAGCUGCUUAUCGUCAGGCUGCUCCUGAGAAUGAUGCAACACGUGUUGCUGGGGAUGGCGACAGCGAUGAUGACAACGAGGUGGAUCUGGAAGGCGCCCUGGAGGCGGGCGAGCGUUUGGAGCAGCUCUACUCCUACGUGAGCCGCGAGCGCAUCCAGGACCUCAGCUCCGGAGCCGAGCGCCUGCCUCUGACAGAGGACUUCCAGCUGCCGCAUCCGGUCCCCUGCCGGCGCGGCUGCGGUGAUCUGUACUGCAGUUCCGCCUGUGAGGAGGAGUCCUGGCAGCACUCCCACUGCCUGCUGUGCACCGCGGCGCCUCCCGCAACCACCCAACCGUCCGCCGCUGCCGGCUGCUCAUCCGACCCCGCCGCGGCCGGGCCUUCCACAGUAACAGCAUCGCUUGCUGACCCAUCACUGGAAGAGCCGGCGGCAGCUUCCGCGGUGGAUGCAGAUGCAGGGGCAGGGAGCUCAUCGGGAUGUGGGUCGGGUUCGGCAGGUCCUUCCUCAUCCACAACAGCUAGGGAAGCAGAGGAGGCCUCGUGCUCUUCCUCCUCCUCCUCCUCCGCAGCUGCUGCUGCUGCUGCUGAAACGACAUCAGCAGGAGGCAAGGCGGGGCCUGUUGAAGAGUUGUACGGCAUUCGCGUGGACCGCCGUGCCAUGGCCGCAUUCGCGCAGCACGCUCGCGAAACCAACGAGAUCUUCCUCUUAGCGGCGCAGGUGGUGGCUGCCACGCUGCUGCGAGCUGCCAAGGCCCUGCAGCACACCGGCUCCAUGACGGCUCCUUCUGCGCCAGCACAGGACUCAGCAGCGGCUGCAGCUGCAACAUCUUCAUGUGCGAACGCCCCGAGCGAAGGCUCAUCGGCAGCGGCUGCGGUAGCGACGUGCUCAUCGUCGGGUGUUGCUAAGGAGGGGGCGACAGCGGAGGCGGCGGCGUUGUCGGCAGCCUGGCGGCCGUACCAGUUCGCCUGGAAGCGCUGCUGGUGGGAGGCGGUGGCGGUGCCGGAUGACGUGGAGGACGAGGAGGAGUUCAGGGGUCAGCUGAGGGAGCUCGCGUCCGACUCGCUGGAGCUGCUCUCAGCCGCCAUCAGCGACCCACGAUUCGGCCCUGACCUCCUCAACCUGCAGGUGUACGGCAGCAUCGUGGGCAUGUUUGAGCUGAACAACCUGGGUCUGUCGGUGUCCUCCCCGGUGGAGGACUUCUUCCUGGCGGUGGACGAGAUGGAGGAGGGCGCGGAGAAGGAGGCGGUGGUGCGGGUGACUCAGCCGCUGCUAGACGCGCUGGACUCGGACUACGCUACCCCCUGCGAGGCCACUGCAUUCCUGGCGAUACAGAGCUGCAUCAACCACUCGUGCGACCCCAACUGCACCGCCGCCUGCGACACCGGCGACCGCACCGUCACCGUGCUGGCUCAGCGGGACAUCCCCGCAGGCGAGGAAAUCACCUUGUCGUACAUCGACGUCUCCUUGCCGUACAAGCAGCGCCAAGCGCAGCUAGCGGACUAUGGGUUCGUGUGCCGCUGCAGCCGCUGUACGGCGGAGGCGGCGGCGGCGCGGGCCCGGCGGGGGGCCUCGGCCAAGGGGGGCGUAAAGAUUGGCCGGAGACGAUGAGUUGCCUGGAGGAAGGGAGUAACCAGUGGUGGUGUUUUUAUUAUUUGCUUCUUGUGCUGGUGCACAGUGGGACUUUAAUGCAAGGAGGUGGAUGUGACGAAUGAGAGGGCUUUGGGAGCUUGUGAGCACCCUAAAAGAACAAGGGGAGGGAGGACAUCAGUGGUGGUGGUCUGUUACGACUGUUAGGGCAUACGUCUUUACGCCUGGUUGCUUUUAUUGGUUACCUUUCUACGAGAGGCCUUUUGCAAGCACCCUUCUGCAACGCAGUUAUCGUACUGUGAAUACCGGAGGUUAC